Hyaloscypha bicolor E is the source of this 1737-nucleotide messenger RNA. Its product is annotated as UEV-domain-containing protein. The transcript is spliced from 4 exons. The record is from RefSeq and is a predicted model, not a curated record. Gene Ontology annotation, molecular function: ubiquitin binding. NCBI's taxonomy places the organism in Eukaryota, Fungi, Ascomycota, Leotiomycetes, Helotiales, Hyaloscyphaceae. Gene Ontology annotation, biological process: endosome to lysosome transport; protein modification process; protein transport. Gene Ontology annotation, cellular component: ESCRT I complex. Bases 1 to 1737 code for a protein of 578 amino acids.
AUGGCUGCUGUUAGACAGCAGGUUUUGAACUGGCUAUAUAGCGUCUUGACCAGUGAAUAUACAGAUGUGACCCGCACAUACAACGACGUAGCGCAGGCGCUCUCGCAUUAUUCCUCCCUAUCUCCGCGAACCGACGUGUACACUUACGAAAAUGGCGUGUCGGCACUCCUCCUCCACAUUUCAGGCACACUGCCUGUCCUUUUUCGUGGGACAACCUAUAGAUUUCCGAUAGCACUAUGGGUACCGCACGCAUAUCCAUCGGAAGCGCCUCUUGUAUAUGUGACACCAACGGAGGGAAUGAUGGUCAGGCCGGGUCAACAUGUUGAUCCGCAGGGCAAGAUAUACCAUCCGUACUUGGCGGGAUUUGCAGAAUUCGACAGGUCGAAUAUCAUGGAUUUCCUGGCGAUUCUACGAGAUAUUUUUGGGAGGGAACCUCCGGUCAUUUCUCGACAACAACAAAAUGCCCCUCGACCACAGCCUGCUGUGAUCCCCCCUCCAGUGCCACCACUUCCUCCCGGGGUUGGGGUAGCUCGAACAAGUUCGCCAAUUCCAAGCCACACAGAGAGGCCCCAGUCCCAACCUCCGCCUCCUCCACCGAAGCCUAUAAACAAUCCACACACAUACUCUCCUUCUGGUCCCUCGAGAGAUAGCGGGCCUCCGUUACCUCCUUUGCCUCCACAGCAAGGAUACGACAGUGGGCGAUAUGGACUCCCAGCCCAACAACAACCCAAUGAGCCACACUAUGCUCCUCAAAGAAGCAGUACCCUUCCAUACGAAAAUUCUCAGAGAAGCAGUAGUCUUCGCUAUGAGACGGCACCUCCUUUGCCUCCCCAACCUCAAGGGCAACCAACGUUACAAGAAGCCUCAUACAGUCCAGUCAGUCCAAUAACUCCCCCCUUGGAUCCGUUCCGACGGCCCUCCCAUGCCCAAACCUUCCCGCUGCCCCAGUCCCAACCCAAUCCCCAACCCCAACCACAACCCAAAUCAAUCCUCAAACCACAGACAUUUAACACACAUCAGAAUCAACAACCCAUGCCUCCCUCCUACACGCGGCAACAACCCUACCAAGGCCAGCUACCAAAUCCCCAAUGGCAACAACAAUACCAACCCCAAUUCACACCUCAGCAACAACAGCCACAACAAAAACCCCCACCACCCCCCGACCUCCUCGACGCCCCCCUCGUCCUCUCAAUUCCCUCCCACGCCUCCACAAACCUACCCGCUCCCCCGAUACCUCCAAACCCAGAAAAAGACAUGCUCCUGCACAACCUCAGCCGCUCCUUGUAUUCCCAACGACAACACACACGCAACCAGACAUCUUCCUCCCUCCCCGGACUAGCAGCACAACACGAAGCAAUGCUCAGCGCUCUAAACACCAUGCAAUCUGAAAUCUCCUCCCUCGAAGCACUAAACAGCCUCUUGACAACGAAUACGAAUAUCCUCCACACAGCGCUGCAUGAUGCAGACGCAAUGAUUGAGUCAAGCCAGCACCGAACCGCGCCAAAUGUUGACGAGUUGCUCGUUGCGCCUACGGUGGUAGCCAACCAGUUAUACGAGCUUGUGAGCGAAGAGCGGAGUCUAGGCGAUACGUUAUUCGUGCUUGGGCGUGCGGUGGAAAGGGGCAGGAUCGAGGCGAGUGUGUUUGCGAAGAUGACGAGGAGUUUGGCGAGGGAGUGGUAUUUGAAGAAGGCGCUUGCGAAGAAGAUUGGGCGCGGGAUGGGGCUGGCGACUUAUUGA